This is a messenger RNA of Carassius gibelio (silver crucian carp), 1568 nucleotides long. Its product is annotated as low-density lipoprotein receptor-related protein 1B-like. The record is from RefSeq and is a predicted model, not a curated record. Gene Ontology annotation, molecular function: protein binding. NCBI's taxonomy places the organism in Eukaryota, Metazoa, Chordata, Actinopteri, Cypriniformes, Cyprinidae. Bases 354 to 1568 code for a protein of 404 amino acids. The transcript has 12 exons.
CAGGGUUUCGUCUGAAAAACGAUGGCAGGACUUGCAUUGACCUGGACGAAUGUUCUGAGAACUUCCCCUGCAGUCACCAGUGCAUCAACACCUAUGGGUCUUUUCACUGCCUGUGUGCUGAUGGGUACCAGCGUCCCGCCAGUAACCCCCACAGCUGCAGGUCUCUCUCAGCAGAGGAGCCUUUUCUUAUUCUAGCUGACCAUCAUGAAAUCCGAAAGAUCAGUCUGGAUGGAUCAAACUACACACUUCUGAAACAGGGACUCAGUAAUGUCAUCUCUCUAGACUUUGACUACAGGAAGGAGUUGAUCUAUUGGAUUGACACUAGCAGGCCCAGCGGACGCAGAAUCAACCGAAUGCGCCUGAAUGGAAGUGACCUUAAGGUGGUUCACAGAACCUCGGUCCCCAGUGCUCUCGCUGUGGACUGGAUCGGCAAGAACUUGUACUGGUGUGAUGGUGAGAGAAAGACCCUGGAGGUGGCUAAAGCUAAUGGACUCUACCCGACCAUACUUCUAAGGACUGGAUUGAGGAAUCCAACCACUCUUGCUCUCGACACUCACAUGGGAUAUGUGUUCUGGGUAGACUGCUGCGAGCAGUCCCAAAUUGGAAGGAUGGGAAUGGACGGCACCAAGCCACGUGUUGUAAUCGAUACAGAAAUACAUGCUCCCUCAGCUUUGGCCAUUGAUCACAUCAACAAAAGGAUCUACUGGGCUGACGAGAACCACAUCUUGUUUUCGAACAUGGAUGGUACAAAAAGACACAAAGUCCCAAUCAAGGACAUAGGCGGCAUAACCGGUCUCACAAUCUUUGAGGACUUCAUCUACUGGAGCGACCAGAAGUCGAAAACCCUCAGUCGCUCACACAAGACUUCUGGCGGCCAACAUACAGAACUCCUCAGCUCCUGGCAAACCAUUCGAGACAUUAAAGUCUACCAUCCACUCCGACAGCCUGAUGUGCCAAAGCAUCAGUGUCAGGUAACUAAUGGAGGGUGCAGUCACCUAUGCCUUCUUUCCCCUGGUGGGGGAUACAAGUGUGCUUGCCCCACACACUUCUACCUGGCAAACGACAACAAAACCUGUCUGUCUAACUGCACCGCCAGCCAGUUCCGCUGUGGUACGGAUGAGUGUAUUCCCUUCUGGUGGAAGUGCGACACCGUGGAUGACUGCGGAGACGGAUCCGAUGAGCCGUCAGAUUGCCCUGAGUUUAAAUGCCAGCCCGGAAGGUUCCAGUGCGGAACUGGUUUGUGUGCCCUCCCUCCCUUCAUCUGUGAUGGUGAGAACGACUGCGGAGACAACUCUGAUGAAGCCAACUGUGACUCAUAUAUCUGCUUGUCGGGCCAGUUUAAGUGCACUCACCGGCAGAAGUGCAUCCCUAUAAACCUGCGCUGUAACGGACAAGACGACUGCGGAGACGGUGAAGAUGAAACCGAUUGCCCUGAGAACACUUGCUCGCCGUCCCAGUUUCAAUGCAAGACCACAAUGCACUGCAUCUCCAAGCUGUGGGUGUGUGACGAGGACCCCGACUGUGCUGACGGCUCGGACGAGGCCAACUGCGCUGGUCUAAACUCCUAA